AUGAGCACGAUGCCGCGCACGCGAGGCUUUGUGUGCGCCGCACGUCUUGCCGCUCCGGCGCGCGUCCCGUGCGCACGUACGCACUCAACCGCGCCGGCGAGAGCGCUGUGGGCCGUCCAACUAUGCCGGCGCACGCCCCUGCCAUCGCGGCGCGACCGGUUUACGGGCGGGACUGCGCGGUGUGCUGCGAGCAAGAGGGAUGAGCCGCUGGGGCCAUCAAAUGUCCCGGAGGUGGCGCCCAUGGCGUUCGCGGUCAACAGCGGAAUCGUGUAUGUCGCGAUGACCGCUGGAUCGGAGUGGCUGUGCCGCGCCACAGGCCACGGCCAGGGGCCACUUGCGGCACUGUCACUGCUGCCUCUGGACGCCAUGGGGCCCGCGCUGCUGUGGACGCUGCCCUUGCUCGCCAGUCUCGGCCUCGGCAUCGCGCUGGAGGACAAGGUCGAGGCGAUCAAGAAGACGAACGCCAUGGUCAAGGUGACCCUGGGGCCCGUGGUGCGCGGGCUGUCGCCGCUGACGCUGCUGGCUGUCGCGGCGACGGUGGGCGUGGGCGAGGAGGCGCUGUUUCGCGGCUGGGGGCAGAGCUGGAUGGCCGACGCGCUCGCGGCGGGCCCGCUGCCUGCGACGGGCGACCUGGCGGGGGCAGCGCAGCCGGCGUCCGUGGCGAUCGUGGGCGUGAUCUUCGGGAUGCUGCACGCCGUGACGCCGCUGUACUUGGCGUGGGCGAGCGCUGCGGGCGUCCUGUUCGGCCUGGAGUACCAACAGCACGGGCUGCAGGCUGCGAUGAUUACGCAUGGGCUUUACGACUGGCUGGCGUUCAUGGUGCUGCGGCAGGUGACGCAGAAGGAGCUGGACGACGCGCAGAGUGCGUGA
Molecule: messenger RNA, 870 nt
Organism: Pedinophyceae sp. YPF-701
Lineage: Eukaryota; Viridiplantae; Chlorophyta; Pedinophyceae
Source: the annotation of a GenBank genome assembly